This is a messenger RNA of Antrostomus carolinensis (chuck-will's-widow), 755 nucleotides long. Its product is annotated as chromosome transmission fidelity protein 18 homolog. Gene Ontology annotation, molecular function: ATP hydrolysis activity; ATP binding. NCBI's taxonomy places the organism in Eukaryota, Metazoa, Chordata, Aves, Caprimulgiformes, Caprimulgidae. The record is from RefSeq and is a predicted model, not a curated record. The transcript is spliced from 6 exons. The annotation marks the transcript as partial.
AUGAGUGGCAUGGUCCCUCUAUGUACCACACCACCCUCCAAGAAGAAACAGGUCCUCAAGCGACCACCCAUCUUGGAGGACUACAUCAACGUGACAUCCACUGAGGGCACCAGGGUCUUCAUGAUCAUGAGAGAUGAUCCUUCCAGAACAGGAGUGGAGAUCCCUGAUUCCCUGGGCUGGAAUGCACGGAGGCCACUCCACUUGCUAGGAGUGCCUUUCUCCUACCUGAAGGAACAAGUGAAUGAAGAGCGUCGAACACGUGUCCUGGAGGCAUCACAGCAACUGACAGAGAUUAUAACCAGUUGUCUCGAGAGUGAAACCAGCACCGAGAACCUGGAGCCCAGCGAGGAAGCGGAUCCGGCGGGUGAGGAGGAGUCUGUGCUUCAUUGCCUCUGGGUGGACAAGUUCACUCCCCAGCGCUACAUGGAGCUGCUCAGUGAUGAUUACACGAACCGUUGCCUUCUGAAGUGGCUCAAGCUCUGGGACACGGUGGUGUUUGGGAAGGAGAAGGCUGUGAAGAAGGCCAAGCCCAGCACUGAGGCUCAUCCUCCAUUCAACCAGCCCAAGGAGCAGCAGAAUAAGUGGAAAACAAAAGUCCAGCUCAUGGAGGAGAUUCUGGAGGCUGAGCUGGACCAGCACAAGAGACCCAAAUACAAGGUAGCCCUGCUCUGUGGCCCACCUGGCUUGGGGAAGACCACGCUGGCCCACGUCAUCGCGAAGCACGCGGGGUACAACGCUGUCGAGAUGAACGCCAG